Musa acuminata AAA Group (dessert banana) is the source of this 3572-nucleotide messenger RNA. Its product is annotated as receptor-like protein EIX2. Lineage: Eukaryota; Viridiplantae; Streptophyta; Magnoliopsida; Zingiberales; Musaceae. Bases 60 to 2609 code for a protein of 849 amino acids. Gene Ontology annotation, molecular function: protein binding. The record is from RefSeq and is a predicted model, not a curated record. The transcript has 5 exons.
CUGACUGUGGCGGCUUGGAGUAGGUAGUUAGGUAAGGGAGGGAGAUCAAACUGCGCGCCAUGGGUUUCCCUUUACGCUUCUUAUCAUCAUUUUCGUUGUGCCUCUUGGCCCUCCUCCUCCACCGGGCCACGGUGACAAGUGGGUGUUUCAGCAUGGAGAGGGAGGCACUGUUGGACUUCAAAGCCGGCAUCCACGACACCCAUAACCGGCUAUCUUCUUGGACGGGCCACCACUGUUGCACAUGGAAGGGAGUGACCUGUGACACCACCACUGGCCACGUCGUCAUGCUCGACCUCCGGAAUACGUUUGAUCGGGCAUUACGCGCGGGAUCCGCAUACCGGAAUUCAUGGGAGGAAUACCUGGGAGGAAUACCUGCUCGGCUGGGGAACCUUUCGAGCCUCUACGUUCUUGAUCUAAGCGAUGCUUUAGAUUUUACAUCCCAUGUUGACAACCUCGACUGGCUCUCCCAUCUCAGGUCCUUGAAGUACCUGAACUUGAGCGGGUUAAACCUAACUGAUGUCCCGGAUUGGUUCUCAUCGGUGAACAUGCUGCCAUCCCUCCAAGUGUCAAGUAUGUCUUCCGUUGGUCUCAAGACCAUCCCGGCUUCUGUUGUGCACGUCAACUUCACCUCCUCUCUUACUGUGCUUGAUCUCUCCUAUAAUAAUUUCAACUCCACCUUACCCAAAUGGUUGUGGAAUAUUACUAGUCUUACCCAUCUUGAUCUCUAUAAUUCUGGAUUCCAUGGCGUUAUUCCUGAUGCAAUUGGAGACUUGGGCUCUCUUACUGUUCUUAAUCUAGGAGUCAAUCAACUCGAAGGGAAGUUAAGCGGUUGGCUGGAGCAAAUGACGAAUCUCAUCAUUUUGAAUCUCGGAUUUAAUUUAUUCAACGGUUCCAUCCCUUCUUCCGUUGGUAAGUUGUCUAAUCUCACUGAAUUGAAUCUCGGUGAAAAUUCUUUUGGAGGUGUUAUUUCACAAGUUCAUUUUGAGAAUCUUACGAGAUUGCGAGGGUUGGACUUGUAUGGCAACUCCAUCACCAUAUCAAUUGGCCAGAGUUGGAUCCCCCCUUUCCAACUCAGAUUAGUAGGUUUAACCAAUUGUCAGUUGGGACCUCAAUUUCCAGAAUGGUUACAGUUUCAAACACAGAUAGAAGAAUUAUUUUUGAAAGACUGUAAAAUUGCAGGGACAAUGCCUGCUUGGUUUUGGAAUAUUUCAUCUUCUACCAUUAUAGAUUUAGACCUUUCCAACAAUCAAAUAGGAGGGAAGCUGCCGUCUUCUUUAAAGUUCACCAAGUUGAAAAGAUUAUAUUUGGAUUCCAACAGAUUUGAAGGCUCGUUACCAACGAUGCUACCGUCCACACUGGAUAUUCUAUCUUUCUCCAAUAACUCCUUUACAGGGCAAUUGCCGAUAUGGCCCUAUGUUCAAUCAGUGGCACUCUCAGAUAACAUGCUUGAUGGUGGCUUAUCUUCGUCAAUCUGCCAAUGGACAUAUCUUAAAUUCCUUGACCUUUCGAACAAUAAAUUAUUUGGUGAGAUACCUUAUUGUCUGGGAAAAUCAUUACAAAAUCUUCAGUUCUUAGAUUUGAGCAACAACCACUUGUCGAGUGAAAUUCCAUACACGAUCGGGUUUUUAAGUGGGCUUUCACUUUUGCAACUGAAAAAUAACAGUUUUUCGGGUGAGGUUCCUUUGUCAUUGAAAAAUUGUACAAAUUUAUGGUGUCUUGAUCUGACUCAGAAUAAUCUUGUCGGAAGCAUAACGCUAUGGAUGGGAGAAAAUCUACAACAACUGGUAGUGCUUCGUUUACGUUCAAAUAUGUUUUCAGGAGUUAUUCCUUGGCAACUUGCUCGAUUUGAACGGCUUCAAAUAUUGGAUCUUGCGAAUAACAACUUCUCUGGUUCAAUACCUCACAACAUUGGUAAUUUAAAUAUUAUGAGAUCAACAUCACAACAUUAUGAAUUUUGUUCUAAUGAAUUAGAUAUCUUUACGAAGGGACAAGAUCUUCAUUAUUUAAAAUGCAGCAUGCAACUUAUGAAAAGUUUGGAUCUUUCAAAUAAUAGUCUAAUCGGAGAGAUCCCGAAAGGAAUUGGAGACCUUGCAAGACUCAAGAACUUAAAUUUGUCAAGAAAUUAUUUACAAGGAAAAAUCCCUUGGGAGAUAGGAGGAAUGAAAUCAUUAGAAUCCCUUGAUCUAUCGAUAAAUGAUCUUUAUGGUAGUAUUCCUGAGAGCUUAUCGGCUUUAUAUUUCUUGAGCUAUUUGAAUUUGUCAUAUAAUAAUCUUUCGGGAAUGAUACCAUCUGGUCGUCAACUUCAAACACUCAAUGAUCCAUCCAUUUACAUGGGUAAUGCCGACUUAUGUGGACCACCCACUUCCAAAAGUUGUUUUGAUAAUAAAACAACUCAAAUUGAUAUACAAGAGCACGAGAAGGAGAUUUCCGAUUGGCUAUGGUUCUAUAUUAGCAUGGUACUAGGAUUUGUGAUGGGAUUUUGGAUAUUUUGUGGUAUUCUCUUCCUCAAAGACGCAUGGAGGCAUGCUUAUUUCCAUUUCAUUGAUGAUGUGUAUGAUUGGGUUUGGGUGCAAUGGAAAUUAAUUCUUCCACGAUUGUUGAGACGUUAAUCCUAAAAUUUCUAGCGUGGAUGAUCCUAGGCUUUCCGGUAGAUGAGGAGAAGAAUUUUGUCAAAAAACCGACUCAAUGGGCCUAUUCCAGCUUCUUUGUGUGAUGGACAAUCAAAAGGAUUGCUUGAGUUGAGGUUUGUGCUGUAGUCUAACAUCCCAAAUCUUCCCACAAUUCCUUCUACCUAAUACUAAUAUCUUAUGAACUUUAUGUUCUGCAAAGAGUGGACAACAAUCCGGAUAUAUGUCUCUGUCAUAGUACAUGUCAAAUUGGCAGCGAAGGAAGGAAGCUUGCUACAGUCACCAUUGUGCUGAUCUCUGUCGUCCCAGUGCUGAUUAUACUGCUGCUCCUAUCAUUGCUUUUAUUCUUCUUGAGGAGAAGAAAAUAUACAACAAAAUUAUCACCGCCAAUUCAAGACGCUCUUGCUAUACCCGAAACCCAUAGAUUUACAUAUGAUGAAUCGAAGGCCAUCACCAACAAUUUUGAUCUUGUACUUGGAAAGGGGGGGUUUGGGAAUGUUUACUUACCAUGGUCGAUUGCAUGAUGGCACUGAAGCUGCAGUAAAACUUUUGCACUCACAUCGGAUGGUCAAAGGGACAUCAUCUGAGGAGUUUCAAGCCGAGGCUCUUCUCUUAUCGAGGGUCCAUCACAGGAACUUAGUGUCUUUGAUCGGGUACUGUAGAGACAGCAAUCAACUUGGACUUGUUUAUGAAUAUGCUGCUCGUGGAAGUCUUAGAGAUCAUCUUUCAGGUAAAAAAGAUGUUGAAUAGUAUUCUAUGAUCUGAGCUACUGCAUUCUUGGAGAAGAUUGUAUUCUUGGAGAAGAUUGUUUAUGAAGUUGCUUUACCCAAAAAUGUUGUAUCUUUCGACAGCAUGUUUCUCAUUCUAUACUAGAAUUUCUCUCUUGAUUUAUCAUACAUUAUCAUUGGAUUGAAUUAAUGCAAUUGAUAAGAUAUUAUCAUGUUA